Messenger RNA from Cinclus cinclus, 2187 nucleotides. RefSeq names its product SEC61 translocon subunit alpha 2 (gene SEC61A2). Lineage: Eukaryota; Metazoa; Chordata; Aves; Passeriformes; Cinclidae. Gene Ontology annotation, cellular component: Sec61 translocon complex; membrane. The transcript has 12 exons. Gene Ontology annotation, biological process: SRP-dependent cotranslational protein targeting to membrane, translocation; post-translational protein targeting to membrane, translocation. Gene Ontology annotation, molecular function: ribosome binding; transmembrane protein transporter activity; signal sequence receptor activity. Bases 1 to 1431 code for a protein of 476 amino acids. The record is from RefSeq and is a predicted model, not a curated record.
AUGGGCAUAAAAUUUUUAGAAGUUAUUAAGCCAUUCUGUGCAGUGUUACCUGAAAUCCAGAAACCGGAAAGAAAAAUCCAGUUCAGAGAGAAGGUACUAUGGACGGCCAUCACACUCUUCAUUUUCUUAGUGUGCUGCCAGAUCCCUUUGUUUGGAAUCAUGUCAUCAGAUUCUGCAGACCCCUUCUACUGGAUGCGAGUAAUACUUGCAUCAAACAGAGGUACUUUGAUGGAAUUGGGUAUCUCACCCAUUGUGACCUCAGGUUUGAUCAUGCAGCUGCUGGCAGGAGCAAAGAUCAUUGAAGUUGGUGAUACUCCAAAAGACAGAGCCUUGUUCAAUGGAGCUCAGAAACUAUUUGGGAUGAUUAUUACCAUUGGGCAAGCCAUUGUGUAUGUUAUGACUGGAAUGUAUGGAGAUCCUGCUGAAAUGGGUGCUGGAAUUUGUCUUCUUAUUAUAAUUCAGCUAUUUGUGGCUGGUUUGAUUGUGUUGCUGCUAGAUGAGUUGCUACAGAAAGGUUAUGGAUUGGGGUCUGGUAUUUCCCUGUUUAUUGCUACCAAUAUCUGUGAAACCAUUGUCUGGAAAGCUUUCAGUCCCACUACCAUCAACACUGGCAGAGGAACAGAGUUUGAGGGUGCUGUGAUUGCAUUAUUCCAUCUCCUGGCCACACGAACUGACAAAGUCCGGGCUUUGCGGGAGGCUUUUUACAGACAGAAUCUGCCCAAUCUCAUGAACCUGAUUGCUACAGUGUUUGUGUUUGCUGUAGUCAUCUAUUUCCAGGGAUUCCGAGUGGAUUUACCAAUCAAGUCUGCACGGUACCGUGGGCAGUACAGCAGCUAUCCCAUCAAGCUGUUCUAUACCUCCAACAUUCCCAUCAUUCUGCAGUCUGCCUUAGUGUCAAACCUCUACGUCAUUUCCCAGAUGCUGUCUGUUCGUUUCAGUGGCAACUUCUUGGUGAACCUACUGGGACAGUGGGCAGAUGUCAGUGGAGGUGGCCCUGCUCGCUCUUACCCUGUUGGUGGCCUGUGCUACUACUUGUCCCCUCCAGAAUCCAUGGGUGCAAUAUUUGAGGAUCCUGUCCAUGUAAUAGUUUAUAUAAUAUUUAUGUUGGGAUCCUGUGCAUUCUUCUCCAAGACUUGGAUCGAGGUGUCUGGUUCAUCAGCAAAAGAUGUUGCCAAGCAACUCAAAGAACAGCAAAUGGUGAUGAGAGGCCACAGGGAUACAUCAAUGGUUCAUGAGCUUAACAGAUACAUCCCUACAGCAGCUGCAUUUGGUGGUUUGUGCAUCGGUGCCCUUUCAGUACUGGCUGACUUUCUAGGAGCCAUUGGCUCUGGCACUGGCAUUCUGCUUGCAGUCACUAUUAUUUAUCAGUAUUUUGAAAUAUUUGUAAAAGAACAGGCUGAAGUUGGAGGAGUAGGUGCAUUAUUUUUCUAGAUGUCCAAAUAUUUCAUGGUUUGUGUGAAAGGGAAGGUGUUUUGACAACAUGCGUCAUUUAGUCCAGUAAUGCUAUUUUCUUUUUACUUGUUUUCAAGUAACGUGUCCCAUUACUGUAAUGGGCAUUGAGCGAUGCCUGUGUGCAGCAUUAGUACCAGCUGCCUUAAGAAUAAAGUUUACAUUAUCUUGUUUAAGUAUUAUCUAGUGUUGCCUGUAAUGCUGGAAACAAUUCAUCUACCUUGCUGUUCAGACACUACAGUGAGAUGGUAAAAUGUAUCAGUUUGAGAGCGGUGAAUGUCUUUGCACACAGCAGUAAACUGUUAAAUUAAUUUCCCUGUCCUUAAUAGGAGAAAAAGAUACCUGAGUUCAGAUUGCCACGUGCCAGUAUUCCUGACAAAAUUUAUUUGUAUCUGUAUUUUACAUUACUUUUUUUAUACUUUUUUAACUUGCAUUUCCCCACCACUGAACUCAGCACUCCUUAUUCCUUUGCGGUGCCUCCACCAGGCACCUUUCACUGAGCUCUGAGGUGGGCAAGCAGACAUUUUACCUGUGACUGAUACUCAUCUCACCUGUGAACUGGUUCUGUGGUGGAUCUGCUGUGGCCAGGGCAGUCGGGUUCUUGCCCUGGCUGCUGUGGGGCAGCCUGGCAGGGCAGCCCAGCCCAACAGUGCUGUUGAACCAUGUACUUGUGAAAACUGUGCCACUGAAACUUCCAUGUCCACUUCGCUUUUGAGUGUAAAGAACGAGGCCUGGUUC